CGCCCCGCCGCCCGGCUGCCCCCUGAGGCGCUUGGCAGCGGGCAGCGAAACAGUCCGCCGGUCCCAGUCAGCCUGCCUGCCUCGCAGCGAAGCCCCUUUUCCGCGUCCCUCGUUCCCCAUUCAGCGGCUGGUGUUGGCGCUCGCCGGCUCGUCGUGCUUCUCUGUCCUCAGCCACCGAGCAACAUGGAAAGUGCGGCGGUGGGAGCCGAGUUCAACAUUCUCCUGGCGACCGACUCCUACAAGGUGACACAUUAUAAACAAUAUCCACCCAAUACAAGCAAAGUUUAUUCCUACUUCGAAUGUCGUGAAAAGAAGACGGAGAACUCUAAAUUCAGGAAGGUGAAAUAUGAGGAAACGGUUUUUUACGGGUUGCAAUACAUUCUUCAUAAAUACUUAAAAGGCAGAGUGGUAACCAAAGAGAAAAUCCAGGAAGCCAAAGAGGUAUACAAGGAACACUUUCAGGAUGAUGUCUUCAACGAACCUGGGUGGAACUACAUCCUUGAGAAGUACGAAGGUUGUCUUCCCAUAGAAGUAAAGGCUGUUCCUGAGGGCAGUGUCGUUCCCAGGGGGAAUGUGCUCUUCACUGUUGAAAACACCGAUCCAGACUGUUACUGGCUCACAAACUGGAUUGAGACUAUUCUUGUUCAGUCAUGGUAUCCCAUCACAGUGGCCACAAACUCAAGAGAACAAAAGAAAAUCUUAGCAAAAUAUCUGCUAGAAACCUCAGGCAGUUUAGAAGGUCUGGAGUACAAACUACAUGAUUUCGGUUACAGAGGAGUCUCUUCGCAAGAGACUGCAGGAAUAGGAGCCUCUGCACAUUUAGUGAACUUUAAAGGAACUGACACAGUAGCAGGAAUUGGUUUAAUUAAGAAGUACUAUGGAACGAAAGACCCUGUGCCAGGCUAUUCAAUACCAGCUGCAGAACACAGUACUAUAACAGCUUGGGGGAAAGACCACGAAAAAGAUGCUUUUGAACACAUUGUGACACAAUUUUCUUCAGUGCCUGUAUCUGUGGUCAGUGACAGUUACGACAUUUACAAUGCUUGCGAAAAGAUAUGGGGUGAAGAUUUAAGACAUUUAAUUGAAUCAAGAAGUGCAGAAGCACCACUGAUUAUCAGGCCAGAUUCAGGAAAUCCUCUUGACACUGUGCUAAAGGUUUUGGAAAUUCUAGAAAGGAAGUUCCCUAUUACAGAAAAUGAAAAAGGCUAUAAAGUGUUGCCCCCUUACUUAAGAAUUAUUCAAGGAGAUGGUGUAGAUAUCAACACAUUACAAGAGAUGGUGGAAGGAAUGAAACAAAAUAAAUGGAGCAUUGAAAAUAUUUCAUUUGGGUCUGGUGGAGCUUUACUGCAGAAAAUAACUAGGGAUCUCUUGAAUUGUUCCUUCAAAUGCAGUUAUGUGGUGACCAACGGCCUUGGGGUAAACGUGUUUAAAGAUCCUGUAGCUGAUCCCAACAAAAGGUCAAAGAAAGGCAGGUUGUCUUUACACAGGACUCCCGAUGGAGACUUUGUAACACUAGAAGAAGGCAAGGGAGACCUUGAAGAAUAUGGGCAGGAUCUCCUUCAUACAGUGUUUAGGAAUGGAAUAGUAACGAAGUCCUACUCGUUCGAUGACGUAAGAAAAAACGCCCAGCUGGAGAUUAGUGAACUGACAGUGGCAUCUCACUAAAGUUUCAUUCCAUGUUUGUAUCCGUGUAACAAAAUUGUGUACUGCAUAGCUAAUGAUUUCUUGUACAGAUCUGUGUAUUUCUGUUUGCCACAUUAUAGCCAAAUUAUUUGUUGGUUUAUGGACAUCACUGCCCUCUCUCUUCUUUUCCUUUAAAAAAAAAUGGAAUUGGGGAAACACUUGCAGUGUAAAAUAUGUGCUUCUAGGGGUCCUUUGGUAUUCAAUCUGGAAUUGAGCUCCUCACUAAUGAGACACAACUGAGACUUUUUAUACAUAUAAAUAUAUAUAUAUAUAUAUAGUAACCUACCACAAAACAGAUCUGCAUAAAAGUAUCAUUGCUUUAUGUUUAUAUUUAACUUGUAUUUUUGUACAAACAAGAUUGUGUAAAAUAUAUUUAAAAGUUACAAUUAUUAUGUCUUUCCAACUUUUCAUGAUUUUUAUGAGCACAGAAUUUCAAGGAAAUAUUUUGGGGUGGGGGAAUUCAUUGCCUUUUUGUCCAUUGAUCAGCAAAUAAAACAUGGCCUUAAGUUUUGUUGUGACAACUGUACUAUUUGGAAGUUUUAAUCAGGAUAGCUUCCUCAAAACCCACAGAGAAAGGGACUUUGCUGUUCAUUGUAGCUACCAGUCAAUUGACAGCAAAACCUCCUGUUCUUGCUGAGGUGCUGAGAGAAUAUAUAAACACAUAAACACUUGCUAGACAGUAGGAGAUAUAACUGGAAUGCCAAAUAAGGAAGGACUUCUUACUGCAACAAAGAUUGCCACGUUCACCUCAAUAUUCCAAAAAUAUUGGAAUCUGAAAUCAGUGCAACUCAUUUCCAAGUAAGCAUGAAUGAGAUCUGGCAGCAGAAUUUCUAAGGGAUUUCCUUCCCCUACGGAACAUAUAUUUAUAUCUAAAAUAUUGACAGGUAUGGAAGUGAUGUCUUAAAGUAACUACACUUCGGGGUUUAUUUUUACAUACUGGUAUAUUGUGACAAACUUCAAAGCAGAAUACUGGUGUUAGUUGUGCACUUUUUUACUUUUUGUAUUUUGGCCUUUGAUUUUGCCUUUUUGUCAGACUGGAUGUUGACUUGUAUAGACGUCUUAACUAUUUUUUUGUUGAACAACUUUAAUAAAACAUACUAGCAAACUCCUUUUACAUUGGUAACCUCCCCUAUAGGGGACACUAUGCAGAGGUUAACUAUUUUAAAUACUAAAGGUGAUGAAAGGUACUCUUUUCAUGACUGCACUUGAUUCACUUUCUACACAUGCUUUGAAUUUCUUACUAAAGAACAAGUCUGAUGGUGAAUGACUUGGCAUGCUGUAUCAAGUUCUCAGGUGUACAGCCAUACUUCAGGCUGGUAGAAGACAUGGAUUUGUCAGCCUUUCUAGAGGAAGCAAUAUAAUUUUGGUUUGUUAGCUCUGGUGAGGGAUAAAAUCUCGGAUCGCUGUAUAGGUGACACAUAAGUGGGUUUAAACAAUUAUCUGGGAAACGGUUCAGAAGAGCUCUAACAUAAUGGAGAAAACAAAGAUAAUAUACUUUUUAAAAUGCUUGAAAAGCCAUAUUUUAAUAUUCCUGCUAUGGAACAUAUUUAAUUCCACAGUCUCGAUCUAUUUUGUGUUAGAAGGUUUUCUACGUUAUUGCUAUCAGAAAUAGUGGUUUGGUUAGCACUCUGAACAGUGAGUUUCACUCC
This is a messenger RNA of Zootoca vivipara (common lizard), 3332 nucleotides long. RefSeq names its product nicotinamide phosphoribosyltransferase (gene NAMPT). The record is from RefSeq and is a predicted model, not a curated record. Gene Ontology annotation, molecular function: nicotinamide phosphoribosyltransferase activity. Gene Ontology annotation, biological process: NAD+ biosynthetic process. Lineage: Eukaryota; Metazoa; Chordata; Lepidosauria; Squamata; Lacertidae.